AUGCUGGACAAGAACACCAGCCCGAGUACUUGCGCUACUACUCGAUGCAACACCAGCGAGACGCUUGAUGCCUUCAAAGAUCACGACGAAGACGACGGCGUGGCAGUCGAAGACGAUGAGGCAGACGAUGCUGUAGAAGCAGUCGCUUCUCCACCACCGAAAAAGGGUCGCAGCGCCUCCUUCGCCGAACCCCAACGACGGCCCUCCCGAAUCCGUAAGGACGCCGCGGUCGAUCCCAGCAAUCUUGAGGGCCCCGAAGCCCCACCAUGCGCAGGUCCGGGCUGCCCUCAGCCCUCACAGCUAUGCCGGCAGACUUCCCGCAACUCCAACCGGCCCCCAUCACCGCACUAUCCACACAUAGCCCUCAGCCUCUCACGCUCCGUCUCUGCCCCCGGGGCGGUGUAUAUCGAAUGGGAGGAAGGAGACUCAGAAGAUCCGAUGAACUGGCCGCGGAGGAAGAAGUGGACAUUGGUCAUUGCUGUGUUCCUGUUCACGGCCAUCACGGCUAUCAUUGCCGUCGGUUUCGACGCUGGUCAAGAGCAAGUGACCCGCGAGUUCGGCGUUUCUGGAACAGUCUACCUACUGGGAAACACCGCCUACCUAGGCUCCGUCGCCGUCGCGCCGCUCAUCCUCGCCCCCUUCUCCGAGCUGGUAGGCCGCAAGGAGAUCUUCAUCGUCUCCGCCUUCCUCACCGCCCUCAUGCUCAUCCCACAAGCCCUGGCCACAAACAUAUACGGAAUCCAUAUCCCGAGAAUCGUGCAGGGUGCGGCCGCCUCUGCUGGAAACUCAGUGACGGGUGGGAUUGUGGCGGACCUGUUCAGCUCACACGACCGUGGGCUGCCCAUGGGCUUCUUCGCCGCUAUCGUCUUUAUCGGUCAGGGUAUCGGACCGCUCGCUACGGCGUAUACGGUGCAGGCGCACGGCUGGCGUGUUUCCCUCUGGUGGCAGGGGGCCGUUGCCCUCUUUGUCGCAGUGGUCAUGCUUGUCCUGUUCGAUGAGACACGCGGGCCCGUCCUGCUCUCUCGUCGAGCAAAGAAGAUGACAAAGGAGUGCGGCGGCAAGACGAUCUACCGCUGUCGAGCAGACGACGAGAAGCUCAGCGUGCUUCAGAUGGUCAAGACCAGUGUUUCGCGCCCACUCAUUUACCUCCUUACGGAGCCCAUCGUCACCAGCUUUGCACUCUGGAUCGCCCUGCUCUGGGCAAGCGUCUUCAUGUCGGUCGGAUCGAUCCCAAUCGCCUUUGGCGACGCAUAUGGCUGGACGGCACAACAGUCUUCGCUCGUCUUGCUCAUCCUGGCCGUUGGUGGAUGCCUGGGCUGGCUGCUCAACCUCGUACAAGAAGCCCUCUACAAUCGCGCCUGGAAGCGCCAUAAUGGCGAGCCACCACCGGAAGCGCGACUCUACCUACCCUCCGUGGGCGCAAUCAUGGUGCCUGUGGGCCUCUUCUGGUUCGCCUGGGGCUGCCGAGAGGGAGUCGAUCCGGUCGUGCCCAUCCUCGGGCUAAUCUUCUUCGCUACGGGCGUAUUCCCAAUCUACCUGGGCGUAUUCGUCUUCCUCAGCGACGUCUUCCGCCGAUACGCAUCGAGCGCGCUCGCUGCACAGUCCUUCUUGCGCAACGUGCUCGCCGGUACGCUCUCGCUGGCCGUUCCGCCCAUGUACAACAACCUGACACCCCCGAUAGCCUCUUCCGUCCUCGCGGCUAUUGCGGCCGUUUUAGGUCUGACGCCUUUCAUUCUGUUCGCCUUUGGGCCGCAGAUCCGAUCCAUGUCCCGUGUAGCGAAGGCGUUGCAGCGUGAGGAGGAGGAGGCUGAGGAGCAACGACAGGCGGCGAGGGAGAAGGAGUUAAGGAGGGAAAGGAGAAGACGAGCAAAGGAAGAGACGCUUGCCAAGUAUGGGCGUGCAGCUGACGGGCAGCAAGAUGACGCCACGCCCGUUACUGCCUCUACUGGAAUGACGAUGUUGAGACUGGCUAGGUUGAGGGAAGAGGAAGAGGCAGAAGCAGCGAGAGGGGUAACAGGCGAUGAUGAGGAGAAGCAGGCGUCACAAGUAGGACGAGGGUAG
Jaminaea rosea is the source of this 2061-nucleotide messenger RNA. RefSeq names its product MFS general substrate transporter. The coding region runs from base 1 to 2061 and encodes 686 amino acids. Gene Ontology annotation, cellular component: membrane. The transcript has 2 exons. The record is from RefSeq and is a predicted model, not a curated record. Gene Ontology annotation, molecular function: transmembrane transporter activity. NCBI's taxonomy places the organism in Eukaryota, Fungi, Basidiomycota, Exobasidiomycetes, Microstromatales. Gene Ontology annotation, biological process: transmembrane transport.